Messenger RNA from Vitrella brassicaformis, 787 nucleotides. NCBI's taxonomy places the organism in Eukaryota, Vitrellaceae. The record is from the annotation of a GenBank genome assembly.
AUGAACUGUGGACCAAUAUACCGUCAAGAAAAUUCUCCAUCCGCACUUGACCCAGGUCAGCCACCCACACACACUGGUUCUCACACACACACACACACACACACACACGUCUUGGCUGCUGCCGCUCUUCUCUCGGGAGCAGCACGGUGGCAGGACGAGUGGCCUCACUGUGGGCGAGAUUGGUAUAGGCGGGGCGCGUGUGGCUUCCAAGCUGCUCAGGAGGGUUCCAAGGAAAGGGGCGGUGAGGGAUGAGAACGGCCUGGCUGCUAUCGACACGCUUGUGGCCUUCGACAUCAGCGGUGAGAUGCUCUACUACGAAACCAUCAACGCCCCAGGCACACACAUGCGCACACGCAGACACAAACAACAUCUAUUCAUUCGCUGACCGCAUUUCCUCGCUGUUCAGACAAGGCGUGUCAGUUGGCCAAGGCUGCCUUCGACGAGGCCAUCGGGCAGCUGGAGACGCUCGGCGAGGAGCAAUACAAAGACAGGUUAUCAAGUAGAUAGGAUGCUCGGCCAUGUGUAACCACUAUGCGUUCGUGUUGGGAUGGUGUGUGUGUCAUUGAUUGCCAUCAAUAUCAGUGCGAUGAUACUGCAGCUGCUGAGGGACAACCUGACCCUGUGGACGCAGGGCGUGCAGGUCAGUCAGAGGGCGGGGGGGCGGGUGGGUAUUCACUGAACGCGGGAUCUGUUAGCAUCAGAUGAGAUGAGUUGUGUGUGUGUGUGUGUGUGGAUCCCUCAGGGCGCCGCUGCUGGCGAGGAGAGCAAGGCGGCUGAUGCUCGAUAG